Messenger RNA from Closterium sp. NIES-67, 1885 nucleotides. The record is from the annotation of a GenBank genome assembly. Lineage: Eukaryota; Viridiplantae; Streptophyta; Zygnematophyceae; Desmidiales; Closteriaceae.
GUUCGAAUAAUUCUAGAUUCCGUAGCUCUGUUUCAGCGUGGUCGUCCCGUCCACUUUAGGAUCCUUACACGUGUCAGCAUCCUACGACUUUCGCGCACUCCGUUUUGAAUCGCGUCCGCGGCCGUCAUGUUCAAAAAAUUCUCUAAUGAGGAGGUGGCGGGGCAGAACCAGCUCAAGGCGUCGGUACAGCGCAAAAUACGGCAGGCAAUAGCAGAGGAGUACCCGAGUCUAGACCCAGUGUUGGAAGACCUUCUGCCCAAGAAAUCACCCAUCGUGGUCGCCAAAUGCCCGAACCAUGUGAGCAUUGUGGUGAUGAACGGCGUUCCGCUCUUCUUCAACGUGAGGGACGGCCCUUACAUGCCCACACUCCGGCUACUGCACCAGUACCCAGACAUGAUGCGCAAGAUGCAGGUGGAUAGGGGCGCCAUCAAGUUUGUGAUGUCAGGAGCCAACAUCAUGUGCCCUGGCCUCACAUCCAAGGGAGGCAGCAUGGACGACGGCAUUCCUACAGCCUCCCCUGUGGCCAUAUUUGCAGAGGGAAAGGAGAAUGCACUAGCUAUCGGCUACACCAAGAUGUCGUCAGAUGACAUUCGAAAGAUCAACAAGGGCAUUGGUGUCGAUCUCAUGCACUACUUGAAUGAUGGACUCUGGAAGAUGAAAACGCUAGAUUAGAUUCAAUGGCCUAGCAGUACCUACCCACUCCCAUGUAUUCUCUAUAUAGAUUCCAGAGUUGGCCGGAUGCUAAAAGUUUGUGCACAUGUUACGAAACCCCUUGAAUUGAUGUUUCUUAUAGCUCUGACAUAGGCUUUCCUUAGGGUGUGUGUGAGUGAGCGUUAGUUCAGAAGUGAGAGAUAAGUUCACAAUUGGAAGGCAACACGUUGACGCCGCUUGACCCAAGCGUAUGCGUCUAUAGGAGGCAUACUUCACACCUCUGCUCCACCAUUAUUGGUGGAUCCAGAACCUGAUCUCACCCCAACAACCUACAGUAUGCAGUAUGCAAGGCACUUUCCAGCUCAGCCUGCUGUUAGACACCCUACUCCACUUAGAUUUCGCAUUGGGCGUAUUCUUUCGCUAGGUCGCGCUCCCUGAUUUCUGCGAUUUCCCUGUACGGCGUUUGACUGUUUUUUUUUUUGUACCGAAGCGUUUCUCACAGUGCGAGCGAGGCGAUUGAACAUCAGCCGCGUCAUGCGACAUGGGCUCGAAUGCUGAGUCAUCGCCUAGCAAGCUGUCAGACAGAAAGAAAGACGCGCUCGCUCAAGCGGGGAGACGGAAGCUUGAGGAGUUUAGGCAGCGGAAGCGAGCAGCUGUGGCAUGCACAGGGACAGGAGGCAGUGGUAUGCAGCAGCCUCGCGACCGGGUGUGCAGACAAGCAAGCCUUCCUGAGAGAUUAGCUGUGCAUCAGCACAGGACUAGAAAGGAUGGCGGGCCUGCAGAGCAAACAUGUGACGGGUGCUGGAAUGUCGGAGAUAGUGGAGCGCAGGAUAGCAUACUGCUUUCACGAAGCAGUAGUGCUGCUACCAGUGCUAGCAGCAGCAGUUUUGAUCAUGAGGGUUCAUGUGACCUGAGCACUUCUCAAUCAGGCCCUUCAGAAGGCAAAGCAGGUUUUGUUCGCAUUGCUGGAGCAGCCUCCGUCUCAGUGCGAAGGAACGGAUCCAUGCUGGUGUGGCUGCAAGCAUUGGUGGAGUGUUGGCCUCAUAGCGACUUUCAAGUGGCAGGGGAACCUUUGGCGAGCCAUAGGGUAGUGCAACAUGAAUUGCUUAGACGGGAAAGGUGGAACGGGGAGGAUGUUUUGGAGCACAUGGAUACGCUCUGGAGCAACGGUUUGACUUAGAAAAUGUUAUGAUCACCGUGAUUUGCUAUCUUUAUACAUAUUUAUAUAUAGCCU